GUGGCUGGCCAGGUCCUUGGCCUGAAGAAAGUCCGAGACGCGUUCCAAGUCCGCUUGGGCCACCUUUCCGAUGCUCAUGGCGGAUUAUAGACUUGACAUACCCCCAUGCGAAAUGGAUGGAGACUCUGACGUCAUCGUGGUUCAUGUCAAUGAGAAGUGGGACAUGUCUUCACAAACACUGUGCGUACUCGGAGCAACAGGUACCCUCCCUCCCUUGGAUCCGUAACAGUUAUUGUAUUAUCAAUUGCCCAUGUAGAGCAGAAGCACCACCAGGCUGUUUUGAGGCUUGCCCAUUUUGCACCAUGGCCGAUGGAGGGGGCAUUUUUAUUGGUUUUCUGAUCAUUUUAAACUCUUUUGGAGCAGCAGCAAGCCUUGCUCUCUUCGCCCUGGCAAUCUGGGUGGCAGUGGAUGGAUAUGGACUGUAUCCGUUAUCGGGGGUGUCUGGAAAAGAUGACAUAUUCGCCGGGGCAUGGAUUGCCAUUUUCACUGGGUUUGCUUUCUUCUGCACCACGGCUUUCGGCAUCGUGGCCGUUCUGAAGAAAAGCCGUUUACUCAUCUUACUGUACCUGAUAUUUAUGUUCAUCAUCUUCAUCUUUGAAUGUGCGUCCUGCAUCACAGCAGUUACCAACAGGGACUAUUUGGUGGGAAACAGCAAUCUGGUGAAGAAGCAAAUGCUGAAAUAUUAUGCUGAUACGAGUUUUGAAGGGCAGCAGAUCACAUUGACCUGGAACAAGGUGAUGCAGGAGAUUCAAUGCUGUGGAGCAGACAAGCCCCAGGACUGGAUAGACUACAACUCCACAUUCAGAAAGACCUAUGGCACCGCGUACCCCUGGCCCCAGCAGUGCUGCCACAGGCUCAGCAACUUCGAAGUGGAAGACCCGGAGGGCUGUAAAUCGGGGUUUAACACCACAGUCUUCGACAAGGGAUGUUUCGACCACAUUCAGUCUGUCUUCAGUCGGUACACGUGGGCCGUAAGUUGGUACGGCUUCUCCGUCCUCAUGUAUAUGUUCUGGCUGAUGAUCCUGACCAUGGUGCACUAUGGUUUAGGCCUGUGACGAGUGAAGACUAUAUUGUGGAGAAGCAAAGGACAUACUGCACCUGUAUGUACAACAAGUCUGUGUUCUGAUGUCGUCUUCUGAAUAUUUCCUGCAAUGACUUUGUAUUAUCACGUAUUAUAAACUUUUACACUGCACAGACCAUAGCCUGCCAACAUGUUUGAUUGCCUUUGUUGUUGCUGCGCCAAUUAACAUUUACAUCAAUUCAGCUCUAGUGCACAGAUUACUAUUUAUAUUUCUGCAUUUACUUUUUGACAUAUCUUGAAAAUUA
Molecule: messenger RNA, 1326 nt
Organism: Engraulis encrasicolus (European anchovy)
Lineage: Eukaryota; Metazoa; Chordata; Actinopteri; Clupeiformes; Engraulidae
Gene: upk1a
Product: uroplakin 1a
Exons: 9
Coding region: 117-1055 (312 amino acids)
Cellular component (GO): plasma membrane
Source: RefSeq, a predicted model, not a curated record